This is a messenger RNA of Lottia gigantea (owl limpet), 1509 nucleotides long. RefSeq lists its product as hypothetical. The coding region runs from base 1 to 1509 and encodes 502 amino acids. The record is from RefSeq and is a predicted model, not a curated record. The transcript is spliced from 7 exons. Lineage: Eukaryota; Metazoa; Mollusca; Gastropoda; Lottiidae.
AUGGAUAGAGGAUUAAAGAGUAAUAUGGAACCUGAUGAGAUCACCAUUGUGGUUCAUGGUGCCAGAGGUUUACAGGGGAAAAAACCUGGUCGUCACAAGUAUUCUGUUAUAUUUGGUGUAGGUGGUAAGAAAUAUAGAACUAGUGUAGUUAAAGAUUCCUCUGCAGCACCAGAUUGGAAUGAAGAGAGUACAGUUAAAGUUGGUCAUGCCACUGAUCAAGUAUUUUUUACUGUUAUGGAGAAAGAUGAUGUUCUAGGUCAAGUUGUUAUACCAGCUUUAUCCUUACAAACAGUAAAAGGACAAGUGAAAAAAGUUGCCCUUAAACCUCAUAAGAAAUGUAUGAACCCUCGUGGAGAACUUAUUUAUCAGUGUUAUAUUUCUAAACAAAGACAAGCUUCAAUGGCACCCAUCAUCAAAGGCAGCACUCUGUCAACUCCCAGAUCUGUCAACUCUGGACCUCAGUUAACUGGUUUCGCCAGAUUGAAGAGCACAUUAACUCCAUCACCCAAUUCAAACUCAAAUAAACGAGAAAAUCGUAGUUCAUUAGCUAAUUUCAAUAAGAAAUUAUCACGCUCCAUCCACAAUAUUUUUAGUUUUGCUAAAACUGAUGAAAAUGAAGAUGAGGACAAGCCUAGUCCGAAUUCUUUUUCCAAAUUUACAUCGAAAUUCCGCAGCACAAAUAAUCUGGAUGAAUUUCAUCAAGCUCAAGCCCCAGUUAUUACUAAUGUUAUACCUAAUAUAGGAACUAUUAAAGGUGGUACAAGGAUUAUAAUUGAGGGACGUAAUUUAGGUCUAGGUAAAUCAGAUAUCGUAGAGUUAUUGGUUUGUGGUAGUGAUCUAUUAGAUAGUGUGGAAUAUGAAUCAGCCAAUAGUAUAGUGUGUACAACGAAAGAAUGUGAAGCAGGAAAGGGAGAUAUUUGGUACGAAACUGUAUCCGGUGGACAAACUGUGGUUAAAAACUUCUUUACAUUCGUUAAUACGUCGGCUCUGAAGUCAACUGUGCCUGUACCUGUGACAUUAAAGAUUUCUGAUUCGUCAUCAGAAAUAGGAGCUGAUGAUGUUGAUGGUCCUCAUAAUACAUCAUAUACUACAGAUUCUGACUUAUCUUUAUCAGUUCCCCCAACACCACCUCCAGAAAGUAAAGAAUCUGCUCCUAAAGCUAGCCCACGUACUCCUAAAGCUCAGAAGAAAUUAGAUUUACCUUCAGACCAGAAGUCAAAAACUUUAGGACGUAUAUCCAGUAAUGAUAAUAUAGAAGGAAGAUAUAAAAAGAAUUUUAUGAAACAUGUCCGUCGUGCAAGUGAGUCUAUUGUGGCCGAACAGGAAGGUCUCAAAAGAGAAGACGUAGAUAGACAUAGUAUAACAAAGAAAGAACUACAAGCAGAAGUCAUUAGAUUAUAUAAUGAAAAUCAAAGUCUAAAGAAUGAUAAUGCUGAUAUGAAAGGCUAUAUAGACAGACUAAUAGCUAAAGUUAUUCAACAUUGUCCAGAUGCAUUGGAAACAGUUUAA